AUGUCCUAUAACCAAAGUAUCACCACUGCAACUCCUGCAGUACCUUUAAACACUACUUUAGAGGAUAAGAUACAUAAUAUAACUAAUAUUAAUUAUAAACCUAUAAAAACGUAUAAACUUUUAUUUUUUAUUUUUGUUGUAAUUUACCUUAUUGUAAAAUUGUUUUCUUGUAGAUUAUUUCGAUGUGUUCAGGCACAUCACAGACGACGUAGGAAUGAUAAUUUUGAUUUAAUAUCUGUAGAUUCGGGGUAUUUUGAGAAUUUUCACGAAGAUGAACAAGAAGAAAAUGUAGAUUAA
Plasmodium gallinaceum is the source of this 297-nucleotide messenger RNA. RefSeq lists its product as hypothetical. NCBI's taxonomy places the organism in Eukaryota, Apicomplexa, Aconoidasida, Haemosporida, Plasmodiidae. The record is from RefSeq and is a predicted model, not a curated record. The coding region runs from base 1 to 297 and encodes 98 amino acids. The transcript is spliced from 2 exons.